UAGUAAGGUAGCCGGUUUGGCGGGAAAGCUAGAGUUUUCGCGCCAUUGACGGUGGUGGAAGAAGGACGCGGUUGAUAUUGUCCGCACGGAGCUUUAGAGUCACAGGAAGACAUGGCCGCCUCGGGGAUCGCAGAGAUGGAGGACCUGGAGAUCAGGGAGGCUCAGCGGGAGUAUCUGGACUUCCUGGAUGAUGAGGAAGAUCAGGGGAUUUAUCAGAGCAAAGUCCGAGACAUGAUCAGCGAUAACCAGUGUCGUCUCAUUGUCAAUAUCAAUGAUCUCCGGAGGAAGAAUGAGAAGAGAGCCAGUCAGCUUAUGAAUCAGGCCUUUGAGGGUCUUAUUGCCUUCCAGAGGGCUCUGAAGGAUUUUGUUGCGUCUAUCGAUGCGACGUACGCCAAGCAGUAUGAAGAUUUCUACAUCGGUCUGGAAGGAAGCUUCGGUUCUAAACAUGUUACUCCACGCACCCUCACGUCACGAUUUCUGGGCUCUGUUGUCUGUGUGGAGGGCAUCGUUACCAAGUGUUCUUUGGUACGCCCUAAAGUGGUCCGCAGUGUUCACUACUGUCCGGCCACAAAGAAGACCAUCGAACGCAAGUAUACAGACAUGACCAGCCUGGAUGCCUUUCCCUCAAGCGCUAUAUAUCCCACUAAGGAUGAGGAAAACAAUCCGCUGGAGACGGAGUUUGGGCUCUCCCUGUACAAAGAUCAUCAAACAAUCACCAUCCAGGAGAUGCCAGAAAAGGCCCCCGCUGGUCAGUUGCCACGAUCUGUGGACAUCAUUUUAGAUGAUGACCUUGUCGACAAGGUGAAGCCCGGGGACCGCGUGCAGAUUAUUGGAACCUAUCGCUGUCUGCCUUCCAAACAAAAUGGCUACACUUCUGGCUCUUUUAGAACAAUUUUGAUUGCUUGCAAUGUGGCUCAGAUGAGUAAGGAAGUGUCGCCGGUCUUUUCAGCAGAUGACUUGGCUAAGAUCAAGAAGUUCAGUAAAACUCACUCUAAGGAUGUGUUUGAGCAGCUGUCCAGGUCUCUUGCUCCGAGUAUACACGGGCACCAAUACAUUAAGAAGGCGAUCCUCUGCAUGCUGCUUGGUGGUGUGGAGAAGGUGCUAGAGAAUGGGACUCGUAUCAGAGGAGAUAUCAACGUUCUGCUGAUAGGUGAUCCCUCUGUAGCCAAGUCUCAGCUUCUACGAUAUGUGCUUUCUACGGCACCCCGUGCCAUCACGACCACAGGCCGGGGCUCCUCUGGGGUGGGUCUGACUGCUGCUGUCACAACUGAUCAAGAGACUGGGGAGAGAAGACUGGAAGCUGGUGCCAUGGUGCUGGCUGACCGCGGUGUGGUCUGCAUUGACGAGUUUGACAAAAUGUCUGACUUGGACCGCACAGCCAUCCAUGAGGUCAUGGAACAAGGUCGUGUCACCAUCGCCAAAGCCGGUAUUCAUGCCAGACUCAACGCCCGCUGCAGUGUGUUGGCUGCAGCCAAUCCAGUCUAUGGAAGGUAUGACCAGUACAAAACUCCUAUGGAGAACAUUGGCCUCCAAGACUCCUUGUUGUCACGUUUCGAUCUGCUGUUCAUCAUGCUGGAUCAGAUGGACCCAGAACAGGACCGAGAGAUCUCUGAUCACGUGCUGCGCAUGCACCGCUACAGGGGUGUAGGAGAACAGGAUGGCGAUGCCAUGCCACUGGGAAGCGCUGUUGAUAUUCUGGCCACUGAAGACCCCAACGUUACCCAUGAGGAGCAGCAAGAACUGCAAGUGUACGAGAAACACGACAACCUUCUGCAUGGGUCCAAGAAAAGGAGAGACAAGACUGUUAGCAAGGAGUUCAUGCGGAAAUACAUCCAUGUGGCAAAGCUGUUCAAACCCCUGCUCACAUCAGAGGCUGCCAAUUACAUAGCUGAAGAGUAUUCCCGUCUAAGGAGCCAGGAACAGUUGACCAGUGAUGUGGCCCGGACAUCUCCCGUAACGGCUCGUAGUCUGGAGACUCUGAUCCGUCUGUCCACAGCUCAUGCCAAAGUGAGGAUGAGCAAGACCGUACAGCUGCAGGAUGCGGAAGCUGCCGUGGAGCUCGUCCAGUACGCCUAUUUUAAAAAGGUUCUGGAGAAGGAGAAGAAGCGGAAGAAGAAAGAUGGGGCUUCUGAUACUGAGGAAGAAGAGGCGCAGACAGAAAGGAAGACCAGGAAGAAAAGAAAAUCCAGCACUGCUGAGGGAGAGACACAUGACCCCUACGACUUCAGUGAUACAGAAGAGGAGACCCCUGAUGUUCAGUCACAUGCACCAGAGACCCCGGCAGACAAGGAGAAAGAGACCGGGCUGUCUGGAGACAGGCUGAAGACUUUCAAGGCCGGCCUUUUGGAUGCCUUCAAAUCUGCCCACGCACAAUCCAUCGCUAUGCCAGCCCUCAUGGAUACCAUCAACAAGAACAAUGACUCUCCAUUCUCACCGGGUGAGGUGAAGGCUGCUUUGGAGCUUAUGGAGGAAGCAAACCAUAUAAUGGUUUCAGAAAACAUUGUAUUCUUGAUCUAAUGGACAAUGGUGGACUUAAACUUGUGAAAGACCUGAAUAUGGAUGCCUCUGGCUAAAAUGACUUUACACCUUCCCUUCAUAGGGGAAAGCUUCUCGGUAGUGUCUAUCCUACAUUUCUGCAAGCGUUUUAUACUUCUCAUCAGGGCUUAUUUUAAUUUGUACAAUUUUAGAAACUCCCGCAACUUCUAAAAGAUUUUGUAGCUCAAUUUUUAUGCCAGACUGUAAAUAUACAUCAAGAUUGUAUCAUGCUUUGUCUAGGGGCAAUGACUUUUAAAGUGUUUUAUAGCGGUAUGUUACCCCACGGGACUGCUUUGUUGCAAUGUUUUAUUUGUAUAGCGAUUUACCCUGUUCAUAGGGUACUUUCAAUGUAAAGUUUACUUUGUUUUAAAUAUGUUGAAUAUUGCUCCCUGGUUUUACGUUGAUAAACAUCUUUUGCCUAUAUGUAAUAUUGGAAAUGUUUUAUUCAUUGUAGUUUUUAAUAUUGCUAUUAAGAUGUUCAGACAUGUGAAAGCAAAUACACAGGCAUGCACAUUCUUUGA
Rana temporaria (common frog) is the source of this 3056-nucleotide messenger RNA. It is a transcript of the gene MCM3, whose product is annotated as minichromosome maintenance complex component 3. The record is from RefSeq and is a predicted model, not a curated record. Gene Ontology annotation, biological process: DNA replication; DNA strand elongation involved in DNA replication; double-strand break repair via break-induced replication. Gene Ontology annotation, molecular function: ATP hydrolysis activity; single-stranded DNA helicase activity; single-stranded DNA binding. Gene Ontology annotation, cellular component: MCM complex; nucleus. The transcript is spliced from 17 exons. NCBI's taxonomy places the organism in Eukaryota, Metazoa, Chordata, Amphibia, Anura, Ranidae. Bases 112 to 2517 code for a protein of 801 amino acids.